UUACUUCUUCCCUGAAUAUGCCAGGCUGAGAAGAUGGAACUUAGAUCCCUCUAUAAUCCCAUCAAGGCACAAGCAAUGACAGCAAAGUGAAAUUAACAAUUCCAGUCAACUGCAUUCUGCUGCUCCUGCUGGGAAAGUGCAGUGCUGGUAGGAAAAGGGAUGUGUGCAGGGAAGACAAUGCAAACUCGCUCAGCUCUCCUCUGCACCCCAAAUUCUACAGCAUCCAACACCCUUUGUACCUCUCUUACUCCUGUUUAUAAUUCUGCAGCAGGAACAGCAAACAGAUUCUACUCAGUUUCAUUCUGGUGCUUCUGGGUAGCAGCAGUACAGAUGUGAAGCUCUCAUGGGGUAUUCUUGCCCCAGAGUAAUUUAUAAAAUGUAGGCUAAUUAAGGAAAAAUAGGAACAGAAAGUCCUGCAACCCUACUCUUAACACACAGAACCCCACUGUAGACUAAUAUAAGCCUGUGAGGUCUGAUACUCCAGUCGUUUAACCUUCUCAAAAAUUGUAUCACUUUGUAAAAUUUUUAAAAUCAUCAUUUGUGAAUAUUUUAAAGGUUUGAUACCACCAGCACGAUACAUUCUACAAUGUCACACCAAGUAGGGAUUUCACAACCCACAGUAGACUCAGAACAAGUAUUUAGGUAACAUGCAUUUAUUAAUAUUUUGUCCCUUUUAUCCAUCUUUUUUUUAAUCACAUUCUGCACAUACUUCUAAUAAAUCUAGUUAUUUUCUUUCAUUUACAGAUGACCUUCAAUGGCAAUCCACCUCCAGCCAACACAAAAUACCAUAACAAAAUCAAGACCCCACUUAAUACCUUAAUAGACAGAAAAAGUUUUAAAAUAUCUAAUAUGGAGGAAGAAAAAGUGCAAUGAUGGAAGUCCAUUACACAGGAGGAUGCAGCAAUAUUACACAUGGCCUGUAAAAUACACACAUCACUAGAACUGUAUUUGCUACUUUCUGGAAGCCACAGAAAAGUCACACUGGUGUUUACAUUUUUAUAGCUAUCUGCAAAGCGAGCAAGGGAAGAAGUCAAGAGACAGUGGAGGAUAAGCCUGCUUCUCUAGCAGAUAUCAACAUACGUUUAUACAAACCUGCCCAUGCCCAGCAGAGAAAAGUUAGGGACACAAGAAAAAUAGGAUAGAGCAAUGAUGUGGAACUCACAUGUUCACAUAAUCUGCAUAAUUUGUAACAACGAAAGGGCAAACAACACCCAGUUUAAGAGGAAUAGAAGCAAUCUUGAGCCUAAAAUGAAGUGGAAAUAAGAGGUUUGGGCUUUGGGAAAACUAUACUGCAAAAAAACAGCAGGUUCUCAUCCCUGAAUAUUUUUGUUUUAUAGUCCUGUUUGACCAUAACAAAAAUUACAAUAGAGUUCCACUAUUAAUUUCUUUCCACAUAUUUUACCACUGAUCUAAGCCAGGAACCAGGGCACUAUUUUUAAAGCGACUUUGAAAACUAUUGUGAAAUGACUGUUUGGCUAUUUAAUAACAAAACAGCUUUGCCAACUGAAAUAUCUGUGAGUGCUUCCCCAAGAGGUCCCCCUCAGGGGAACAGAGUCAAUAUUUAGCUCAGGAACCCUGUCUGUAUGCACUCUACCAUUCACACAACGUUUAGGCUAGAUAACACAUCAUGGGAUUUACUGUUAAUUGAUGUUUAGUUGGGGUGGCGGGGAGGAAUGAUUUCAUGAGUCAGCCUUGUCUUGGAGGAGAUGACAAGGUUAAGCUUUAGUUUUUAAAUACAAAUAGGGUAUCUGGUGCUCCUAUGCCUUGACUCCUAUUUAGCUCUGUUACUAAUAAAAUCAACAAGAGCAGCAGGCAUAUCAAUAGGUUUAUACAGGCCUUGUUGUCCAAGAACAGGCCUACACGGAGAUUGCUGCACAGUCUACAUCCAUGUUAGUCUGCAGUGCAAAGUUAGCACUUCCUUAAACUGAGCCCUCCACUGGCUGAUGCAUUUCUUUAGUCAGAGCUAAAAGAAUCCCAAGCCCCCUUGAUAACGGCCAGAGGCUGGUUCCACACUGGGGUGCGUCCCGAGUUCUCGGUGGAGUUCAUGUUUCUCUCCCUCCUGCAGCUGCUGGAGAAUUUCCCCCCCUACUUCUCCUCUCUUAUUGUGCAACAGACACGGGCUUGUCCUAGACUCCUAGGCCUUGUUUACAAAUAUCUCACUGCUAGCCCCACACCAAAAAGGGAGAAGGAGCCUGGGGCCCAGUGCAACUAGGCUUCAGAUCCAGCACAAUCUCCUUCCCUCCCCUCCAUCCUUCCUUCCGAAUAAAAAACCAAACAUUACAAAUACAUACAGAGGGGGGAAAGGGCCCUUUUAGUGCUAGAGGUUCUCCUCCCCGCUUUGUACAACGAUCUCUGGUACACCUAUUUCUCUCUGCUCCCCACCAAAGCCUCCGGUCCUGUGUAGCACUAGCCGAUACCCCUUUGCUUUGAGAUCCCGGGGAAGACGACAGAAAAGAGGUAACCCUAUAGACGAGGUCCCCACCGCACAAGGAGUAAUAAACCUGAGGGCUUCAGAGAAAGUGGGGGUCGCGCCUAGUCCGCUUAUCACCAUCUGCACUUUCCCGCACGGUCUCCCCCUCAAUUGCACCCCGUGUAGCAUUACUCGCAUGUACUUCUCUGCUAAUCCCCCUCCCCCAUUUAAUUGCAUGCGCUUUCCACGCUCCCCCUCCCCCAUUAAAACUGUCAGCUGUGUAACGCUAAUUGCACGUACUUUGCUACAUCUCUGUUCUCUCCCUCCCGUUAAUUGCAUGCACAUUUCCCCGCAGCCGGCUGCGCGGACCCCCGAGCGGUUGCCUGCAGCCCGGAGCCUGUUUCCUCUCUGGAAGUGCUUCCCUGGUGGGACUGGGUGCGGUGCCUGCAUGGAGAAAAAGAUGGGGGAAGCUGUAGCCAGAGUUGCCAGAAAGGUGAAUGAAACAGUGGAGAAUGGAGCAGACUCGCUAGAUUUGGCUGACUGCAAGUUGAUGAUGUUCCCUAUUGGCAUUUACAAAGUCAUGAGGAAUGUCGCCGAAGGGAUACAUCUCAUAACUCUGGCCAAUAAUGAACUCAAGUCUGUAACCAGCAAAUUCGUCACCACCUUCAGCCAGAUGAGAGAACUCAACCUGGAAGGGAAUUAUCUGCAUCGCCUGCCUGAAGAGAUGAGAACCCUGUUACAUCUGAAGGUGAUCAACCUGUCCAGGAACAAGUUUCGACACUUUCCUGAGCAGUUGACUACCUUGAAGGCUCUUGAAACCAUCAACCUUGAAGAGAAUGAGAUUACAGAUGUCCCUGUUGAGAAACUUUCUUCAAUGGAGUCACUGCAGAGUGUAAAUCUGAAGUCAAAUCCCCUGAACGAGGAGGUCCGGGUGAUUGCCAGGCCGCUGAUAAAAUUUGACCUCCUGGUGUCUCCAAAGGGAGCACAUGCUGCUCCUCCGCAAGCCUGAAACACUGACUUUGGUUGCAUGGACUUGGUGUGACUUCAUUUGAGAAUGGUUUUAAAGGGAAAGCUAGGGGAUCCGGUUGCAGGGCAUGCUGAUCUAGAAUGGCUCCACCAGCUUUUGUAUCACUCCUGCGUGUGUGAGGUUUUGUAGAUGUGAGGAGUGGGAUGGGGAGGAUUGUGUGGGGGUGGGAGGGGUGUUUCAGAAUCAGUAUUUCAUUGCUAGAGAGUGAAUCUGCUUAUUGUUAUUUCUUUUCAGCUGUCUAAAAUACACAGAACACAAAAAUGCACUGAGGCCCUAGUAAAUUGCUAUUUGAUAAAGGAAUAAAUCUGUGAAAAGAUUAAACUUCCAGGGCAACAGAAGGGAAAGUGCAAUGCAGAAAUAGAUCAGGUAAGACACUCAAUCUCCUGAGUGUAUUUUCUAUGCACCAAACAAAACGAGAAAUAGUCUCACAGCAGAGCCUUCUGCAAUGAGUCUGACAAGGAAGAGACCUAUUAAAAGAAUAACACUUUGCUUCAGCAGAGAUCAAUGUAAUAGCCUACUCCAUUCCUGUAUCACUCAAAGCCCUGUUAUUCAGGGCGAAGUAUGGUAUGGAGCAGAAGAGUGGUGGAGAGAGGCUCUGUCCCAUGAAUAAUGGGAAAGCACUUGUUUACAGAGCCUUGCUGGUCCAGGAUUGAAUGAAAAUACUCUGUGGAUGGACUUUUCUUUUCAACUAGUUAGAGCUUGGUGGCUUUCCCCUAGGAUCUAAGCCAGCUGUUAUAUGGAGCAUAUUAACUGGGCACCUCUAUGAGCAUCAAAACAAGACACUAAAACUUGUCUUACAGUACAGAGGUCCUCUUGGAAAAAAUAUCCUAUCUACAGACAACUCCUUUUCUUCUUCUCGUUCUACAUUCAGCAUUUGAUUGAAAAGGCAUAACGAUCACCCCCUCUUCCAUCCCCCCCGCUUUUUUUUUUGACAGAUUUGUUGAUUUUGUCCAAGAUAAAUAAUUUCUGUUCAGCCUCCUAGGGCUUGUCUUCACUGCAAAGUUAACUCAACUUAUAAUUUGAAUGUUGCCGUUAGCUUAAAGUCCCAUCCACACGCACAAACUCUUUACUGAAGUGUGGUGGUACUUUUAAGUCAAGUUGGCUGCCCUGAGAGGGAAGGUAUAGGGCAAAACUCAAGUGAGCACAAUUCAUCAGUUGCUAACAUAGGCUAGCUCCACUCGAGUGCCAGCAGUUCUCCAAUGGCUUCCCACAAUUCCUUCCCUGUGCCCAGAAAGGACAGAAAAGUUAUCUCACAAUUUAGUGGAAAAUAAUUCACAGAAUGGCUUAUUUUACUACAUCACUUAGAACCAUGGAUUGUGUGUGUCCCCAGCCAUCUUAGUGCCACACGCUAGUGAGUGCAGCUCCAGAGUGCCUACAACAGCUCAAGCGUUAUAUCGCAGUGAGCUAGGCUUGCUUGAGAGGAGUAACUCAAGUGUAGGUAAUUUGAUAUACUCCUAAUGUAAUCCUGUUGGCUGGCAGUGCAUCGACAUUAACAAGAGCAGGGGUGAAGGAAUGUUCAAACAUGUUUGAAAACCUGUGGUUUCUGCAUGUCACUCCAGGAUAUGUUAGUUCUGGUUUUAGUGAUCUCUCUGAGUGUGUCCUGUCAUGAGCUGCUCACUGCUUCUCCCUUGUUCACAUGGUAGAUAUAUUUUGCUUGAAUAGAUUUUAACCUAGUUUCCUGUUGAUGGGGAUCAAGAGAGAAUCGGGUGAAUGGAGGAACCAGAAAAUGUAACUUGCUGGUGAGAAAUGAUCUCUGGUGGUUGGCAGCUUCCCCCUGCACUCCGCAGCCCUUCCUGCACCCCAACCCCCUGCCCUGAGCCCCCUGCUGAACUCCUCCACCCUAACCCCCUGCCCUGAGCCCCAAAUCCCCUGCCCUGAGCCCCCUGCCGCACCCUGCACUCCUUCUGCACCCCAACCCCCUGCCCGGAGCCCCCAACUCCCUCCCUUGAGCCCCCACCGCACUCUGCACUUCUCCUGCACCCUAACCCCCUUCCUGAGCCCCCGCCACACCCUCACCCUCAUGCACCCCAGCUCCCUGCCCUGAGCCCCCAACCCCCUGCUCUGAGCCCCCUCCCACACUCCGCACCCCCUCCUGCAUCCCAACCCCUCCCCUGAGCCCCUGAUACACCCUGCACCCUUCCCGCACCAAACUCCCUGCCCCAGCCCUAUGGUCAUGGCCCUGCCUGCAAUUUCCCCACCCAGAUGUGGCCCUCUGGCCAAAAAGUUUGCCCACCCCUGCACUAGACCCACUAGACUCGUUUUCUAGCUUUUUCCAAGGUCAACUAUGCUUACAGGCUGCUGCUUGGCCUCUCAGUCUGCUGGCUCUGUUUCCAGCUUGUCUUUUUUACUUACACAAACACACACACAUACACCCAGUCAAACACUCCAUCCACAGGGUGCUAGUUUCUGGGCAGACGCUGUUGGGCCUUGUUUUUGGUGUGGCCCCUUACGUGUUUCUUACCACGCACAGUUUGUGCAGGGUGAGUUGACAUAUGAGUUUGAACAAGGUUUUAACUCAGCCCCUAACAAGAUUUCACCCAGCUCAUACCUUAUAAAUGGGGAAACACUCAUUUCAUUGGGGGUACAUUUACGUCCUUACUGCUCACUUCAUCUCUAAAAGGUUGGCUGCUUUCAAAUAUUGGUAUUCGGGGCAAGUUGAGUACAAGGGUUUGUUAUUCUAGACCCACCUUAUUCACAAUGAAACUUUACUUUGAAAUAAAAUCGGUGGUUGGUUUAGUAACAUCGGCCGAUCAGUAGAAGCAGUGAUAUUGAUUCCUAAAGCUCUCCUGCCAAAAAGUAAUUUUCAUUUAAUCAGCAUGUGAAAUGUCAAGUGUCAGAAUAAAUAUACCCUUGGGCUACAUCUCUUGUAUGCUCACCUCCUAGAGAGCAGUUUUGUUCUUCCCAUCUGGCCUUCCUUGGUUAUAAAACUGAUUCCUUUAACCAGCUGCUACAUCCUGAGAACCGGACGUUCUUUUUUGCUCUGGCUUUGAAAUCCAUAUUACCUGUGCUUUCUUUUUGAAAACCAUGAUCUUGAGUCCAAGUUCCUGACUUAAGAAGUGGUGUGUGCACGUUUGAAUAUAAUGCUGUAUGUUAAUUCAGGAUUUUUUCAUGAUGGCACACUGAUGUCAGAGAAACACAGCCGGCUCUAGGAUUUUUGCCGCCACAAGCAAAAAAAAAUUUUUUGGCCACCCCCGCUUUUUUUUGUGCCCCUCCCCCCGCCUCAACUCCGCCCCUUCCCCAAAUCCCCAGCCCCGCCUCCUCCCCCGGGCAUGCCACAUUCCCCCCCCCAUUGCUUCCUGCAGCUCCCCCCCACAACCCUCCACCCUAGCUCACCUCCACUCCGCUUCUCCGCCCCCUCAGGCAAGGGAGAGGCAGCGUGUUCAGGGGAGCAGGCGGAGCGGAGGGGAGCGAGGGGGAGGGAGCGCAGGAAGUAACGGGGGGGGUAGAGGAACCGCUCCCUGCCCCAGCUCACCUCCACUCCGCCCCUGCCGCCUCCCCCAAGCGCUCCGCCACUCGGCUUCUCCUCCCUUCCUCCCUCCCUCCCUCCCAGGCUUGCCGCACCAAACAGCUGUUUGGCGUGCAGCAAGCCUGGGCAGGCGGGGGGAGAAGCGGAGCAGCGGCAGCGCGCUCAGGGGAGCAGGCGGGAGCGGAGGGGAGCUGGGGCAGCGUGGCCAGUGCCAGAAUGCCGCCCCUAGAAAUGUGGUGCUCCAGGCACCUGUUUGUUUUGCUGGUGCCUAGAGCCGGCCCUGCAGAGAAAUUAACAUCGUAUUACUUCAGUUACAGAGAUGAUUGGAAUAUUGUCGCAUGUUAUUUCAGAUUCCAUGACAUGGUACAUCCAUAAAAAAAGAGCAUAGAGGAAUAUGACAGGUUCACAAGAUAUUUGCAGGGUCUGAUCAUUUAAAACUCAUUGCAUAUCACAGGCCAUUUACCUAAUUAGUAAUAAAAAAACAGACUACUCAUGUGUUUGAGGUUUAAACAUACAACAGAAUAUGCACCAGGGAGUUCCCUAUUGGUGGCUGAUACCUUAUCUAGGAACCCUGUUGAUCAUCUAGAUUCUUCAAAGGCUCUCAAAGACACAGAAACACACAUGGGUGCCAUAUUGAGUGGCCUGCCAACCUCACUACAGAAAUCAGAAUUGAUUCAAAUAGUUGCUAGUGAUGAUACACAACUGCAAAUGGUAUCAGAUGUUACUUAGCAGAAGUCCCAGAUCCAGCCCUUGCCUUCUGUCCAUAGUGAGGAGAACUCUAUGAAGAUCUGAGGCUCUAUGCUGAUUGUACAGAAGCCCACAAUCCUUGCAGGAUCACAUGAAGGAAGAGAUCCAGGAGGGACACCAAUGCUUCAGAAAGCACUGGUGUGUGAGUGGCCACCCACUUAGGGGUGCACCUAAAACUCAAAGUAGAAUCAUGCAAAUCUUGCACCAGAAAAACUCAACUCAAAGAAUCUUUUCCACCAGGAAGAAAAGGGCCCAUGGGUACCUGGUAGCCUUUAGCUAUUUCUCUAGGUUUAUAGAAAUUCUACUUUUCACUAGACACACAAGCCAACAAAUCACAGAAUAGUUAAAAUGCACUUUUUAUUAUUUUGGCACUUGGAAGAAAGCCACUGGCCAUGGACCACAGUUUGCUAGUUCUAAAUUCCAAGCUUUUGGGCUACGGUGUGAUGUUAAGCAUAUUAAUUCUUCCAACAAGGGAAUGAACUUGCUGAAGGAACAAAACAGAUUGUUGAGAGAAUUCUACACCAAAAAGAUCCCAUAUUAGAUUUCUGUGCUGUAGGCCAACUCCCACCACAUUAACACAACAAUGACCAGCGUAAGCCCAGCUCAUCUUCUUAUGGAUUGAUAGAUUAGAUCAAUGCUCCCAGUCUAUAUGGCAUAUCUUUAGCUUAAUGGCUCUUCUUAAAGAUGUGAAGCUGAGAGAUACCAAAUCUGUGAGAUCUCAUGCUUUCUUUGUUAGUUGUUGGACUGCAGCCCAAAACUUAAACCAGGAGACUUAGUCCUGAUAAAACUGAAUGAGUAAAAAUAUUGGCCAACAGCUGUUGUCACUGGACACAGCUGUGCCCCAAGAUCCUACAUGGAUAAGACAGAUCAAGGCACUUAGUGUGGAAGAAACAGGUAGAAUAUUCAGCAGGUAGCAAACCCAGUUUGGGUCCGUUAUGGGCUUGAUGCUGAAAUCACUGGGUGGAAUUCUAUGGCCUGUGUUAUUCAGGACAUCAGACCAGAUGAUCAUAAUGGUCCCUUCUAGCCUUCAAGUCUCUGAAUUAGUUGAACUGCUGUGUGACUCCACUAACAAUGGUAUUCACACCACCAGCUGUGUGAAGGCUGAGCAAAAUCCUUCAUAAUCUAAGAAAAUAAACUGGACAAAACCCUCCUCAAGGCCAGAGGAUGAUCGGAUUUGGAUGAGCUGUGAAGCAACUGACUCAAACUGAUCUACAAUUUUAUUUUUAAAGAUUUUCCAGAAAAAAGAGGGACAAGAUAUGAAGAUGUCUGCAUGGUUUGUUUAAAAUUCUAGCAGGAACCAGGCAGAAUAAGGCUAGGUGAGGGCUCUAGACAGGAGCUCUACAGUGACAGAAGCAGAUUAGAUUUAGGGAUGACAUCAUUUUCCUUCCUCAAAUAGUUUCUUAUUCAGUAUGAAAAGAAAGUGACUUUUGGUGAUUCUUUACUGUUACCACAUGACAGAAUCAUCAGUGCCAUCAAAACUUAGGUAAUUAAAUGUGAAAAGCAUCUUGGGUAUUUUUGCUUUCUCUUUUUUUAACCUUUCAAAGAAAGUAAGUCUCAGAACUGAAAGAUGCCUAGUUUAAUGGGGGCAGGACAUGGGAGCCCUUCAAGAAAAUUGUGGAUCCACCCUCAAUCUAGAGGCUUGGCAGCUUUUGUGAACAGGUACACAUUUACAAAGCACCAGAAAUUAAAGUAAAAGAUUGCUGCUGACCUGCUGGGCCCUUGGGGCAACAAAAGUCACCAUUGGCCUAUCCUAUUCUUUUGUCUACUGUGCAUUCAAUAGCUGAUAAGUCUUGAACGCUGCCUCAGCUGCCUGAUAUACACUGGAAAGUAGAACAAGGAAAGAAUUUCCCAAUCCCAAGGAGCACUUUCAUUUUUAUCUAAACUGAUAAAUGAUGUAUUUUCUCUGUGGAUAAACAAACAUAUCUGCAUGGAGGCAUCAUGGGGAAUGGUUUUACAAAAGGGCCGGGCAAGACAGCUCUGUUUGAGUGAAAUUGUGAGCUUUAAUCCUAAUUGGAUAAAGGCCUUAUUUGUUUUCUGUAUAUGCAUGCUUUACAGUGACUUUCCCUUUAUCUUUGCUUUUUGAGGCUGAAUUGUUUGUUUGCUCUGUGGAUCAGAGCUAAAGAACACUUUGGCCAUUUCAGAGGUGAUGAAGGAUGCACUAAGUCACCCAACUACAAGGGAAAAUACCAUUUCCAACUGAAGCACCUCUAGUGCACUCCCCAAAAGGGUCCCAAUGAGAGAGGCUGCUCCUUUGUUUGGUCCAGGAGCCCUAACUGUGGAAUUCUUUACUACUUCAGACUCUAAUGUCCCAUUAAAAGUAACUUCUGUUGGCUGAAUUUCUUUCUUUUGGACAGCCCUAGUGGUAGCACAUUGGAUUUGAUUUCUCAUCUCUGCCUAACCUGGUGGAUGGCAGCAGCUGUGCAAUAUUGUAUGAGCAGCACUUUCUUGUCCUUGGGAUGGCAACUCAUGUCAUUCAACAGCAAUUCCUUCAGUCAGUCGACUUGGACUGAGAUGAGUUGCUUCAAAAGAGGUCUGCUCUUCCUUGGCUGAAAGGACAGUAACCACAACGUAGAGUCGCAAAGGAAAGGAGUCUGAAGAAGGGGAAAGUAAAGGAGAACCUUGUAGUGAAAGGAUGUAAUGUGGGUUCAGUAAUUGGUUACAAUUGGUAUUUCCCAUCUGUCUUGUGUGAUGUUCUGAGAAUCUCUGUGACCCGGGGUGCCCAGGGUAGCCCUCACUGCCAAGGUCAGGACAGGCUGCAAAAGGGGGAGCAGAUAUUCCCAAGACUAGUGGGUAACACUGAAGUUAAACUCCCCAACCAGUCACAGACUGUGCUUCUGAUCCCCCACACUGGUUAUUAAGAAGCAAAAAGAGAAAUCACACAGCCCCCUUUAUUGCAUUCCAGUUCUCUGGCUCCCAGUCAGCCCAUAGGUCCAGUACAGGGAGAAGUUAUUUAAAAAACUCUGCUCACAUAUGUAAAGUGUUCUGACCCCAAAGGGUCAGCCACGUUACCAGAUCUGUAUAGAUUUGGAUCUUACCCAAAAUACCAUGCUCCCAGCCAAUCCCUUAGUGUCUAAAACUAAAGGUUUAUUAUAAAGGGAAAAAAAAGAACAAGAAGAGAGACGUUAAAUGGUAAAAGAGUCACAUACAUACAAAGACUUCAAAAUCCAUCAGGUUCCUAGCAGUAUUGGUGAGCUUGCUGGAUUGAAAAUCCCUCUGGAACACAUCCACAGUUUGGAUGGGUCAUUUAGUCCUUUGUUCAAAACUUCAUUUGUAGAAAGGUUACUCCAGAGGUAAGAAGCAGGAAUGAAGACAAGAAGCAGGACCAAAAAACAAAAUGGAGAAGAUCCAGCUGCCUUUUAAAUGCCUUUUGCCAUGCAGCUUGUAUUUCCUUUUUUCCAAACACAAGCUGCCCAGCACAUGGCCUGGAAACCUUAGAGUUCUGUCCAUAGGCAUGCCCCUGCAUGUCUUGCUGAAUAAUAAGGUAUAGCCCUUUACCCUUUCAAUGGGUUCAUCGUACAGUUGAUUUCCUUGAUGAGCCAUCAAGCAGGCUAAGCAGUGCUGAUGCCAAACUCUAUGGGGGUGUCAGCCAGAAGCAUAGCACAAGUUUGAAACACAGACAUAUGUACAUAUCUAUAACUCAUCAUACAAAGGUGAUACAAACAUAUAAACAAGAUUAUCACACUUGGCAAAUGAGAACAUUUUUGCAGAUACCUUACAAGGCAUAUCUGGCACAGCUCAUUGCAAAUUUUACAAUAUUGGUGUUCAUAAUAUCCUAAAGCGUCCCCCAAAUUCCAUACAGAGUCACAACCUCCUCCCUGUGUCUACUGAUGGAAACGUGCAGACUGUGCUGUGGUGGGAGGUGCUGUGGUUCCAUCUGAAAGUCAGUACCACAGAAGUGAUGGGCCUGGACACUGGGGCAGCACGGGGGCUGUGUUUUGUGCUUUGUACCAAAGACGUGACGCAGCAGCUAAGCAACUUGUUCUGGCUCCUUGUUUAGUUCUGCUCUGUGAAGACAGUUUGUAGCUAGUUUAUGUGCUGUUACCAAGCUAGUUCUGUAUGGCAAAGCACAACUUUUCACAGGCUGAACAAAGCCAGUAGCUCUUACAGAGAUUUUAUUUGGUGACAAAGAAAUGAUGGGUUGUUUUUUUAAAAUAAAACCUUAGAAUCCAGGUUUCAGAGUAGCAGCCGUGUUAGUCUGUAUUCGCAAAAAGAACAGGAGGACUUGUGGCACCUUAGAGACUAACCAAUUUAUUUGAGCAUGAGCUUUCGUGAGCUACAGCUCACUUCAUCGGAUGCAUAAAGUGGAAACCCCCCCAUCCCACUUUCCUGCUGGUAAUAGCUCAUCUUAAGUGAUCACUCUCCUUACAAUGUAUAUUUUUUCAUGGUCUGUGUGUAUAUAAAAUCUCCUUACUGUACUUUCCACUUUAUGCAUCCGAUGAAAUGAGCUGUAGCUCACGAAAGCUUAUGCUCAAAUAAAUUGGUUAGUCUCUAAGGUGCCACAAGUCCUCCUUUCCUUAGAAUCCAGUUGACAUUCUCCUUCAAGUUUGGGAGAGAGGAAGGACUCUAAAGACAUAGAUCAAAUUUUGCAUCUCAACUACUUGACUGUUAUUUGUGCAUCACAGUUUUAUUUCCUGCUAGAAACUUGUUUAAAAAAAACCAAACAAGCACUAAAUGGUGUAGGUGCUCUUUGAACCGCAGGCAAAAUAUUGAUGAUUCUAAAUCCAUUCCAAGACCAAUAAAUAUUAUUUUAAACUCCAAUAGGAUGUUUGUUUUUUUAACACUCUUGGACAGAGAGGGGAAAAAUUUAAUUUGGCCAUGAGGAAAAUGUUAGUUGACUUUUAGUUUUGUGGUUUUAUCAUUUAAGCCAUUGCUGACACAUUAUAAAGUCCCACAUUAUAAUGGCCCACCUUGAUUACCAUGCACAUUGUAGGGAGAGUGGUCACUUUGGAUGAGCUAUUACCAGCAGGAGAGUGAGUUUGUGUGUAUGGGGGUGGGGGGGGGUGAGAAAACCUGGAUUUGUGCUGGAAAUGGCCCACCUUGAUUAUCAUGCACAUUGUAGGGAGAGUGGUCACUUUGGAUGAGCUAUUACCAGCAGGAGAGUGAGUUUGUGUGUAUGGGGGUGGGGGGGGGUGAGAAAACCUGGAUUUGUGCUGGAAAUGGCCCACCUUGAUUAUCAUGCACAUUGUAGGGAGAGUGGUCACUUUGGAUAAGCUAUUACGAGCAGGAGAGUG
This is a messenger RNA of Caretta caretta (loggerhead turtle), 12881 nucleotides long. RefSeq names its product leucine rich repeat containing 20 (gene LRRC20). Gene Ontology annotation, cellular component: cytoplasm. Gene Ontology annotation, molecular function: protein binding. The record is from RefSeq and is a predicted model, not a curated record. NCBI's taxonomy places the organism in Eukaryota, Metazoa, Chordata, Testudines, Cheloniidae.